AAAGAUGAUCCUGCCGUACCAGAGGUUGAUACACCUUUAGAGGAUUUAGCGGCAUCCCUAGAACUGGAUGUAGCCGCAUUUAGUUCGUCAAUCUUAGCCAGUCUGCUGGAAGUAGACAUUCAAGAAGGUGUGGGUGAGGUGGAAGUGCCAGCCAAACAAUUCCUCUCACCCAACGACAACACCGUAGUACUAAAGAAACAGCCGCGCAAGAAGACAACGAAUAAGCCAAAUCCAGCGCUGCUGCAGCUGGAGCGUCUGCGCAUGGAUGAAAUGAAGCGCAAUGACCCUAAACUUAAAAUGAAAUUGGUUGUCAACUUGACUCGUGCAGAGGACGAAUAUGAAGUGGCACGCAAGUAUACAGAACGAAUAAAUAAACCCUCAACGACAGCAACGCCAGCAUCAGAAGAGUUCGAGCAACAAAUUAAAGGUAAUAGUGUAGAAAAAGAAAGUCUUCCGGAGAAGUCACCAGUGACAGUAGAAAUAUCAGAUGAAUCAGAACCAGAGACAACAAAGGAUAAAACGCUAAGUGUGGACAAUGAAGAGAAAGAUGUUCCUGACUCAAAUAAAGAUGCUGUACAAGAGACGCAGCAGCUCGAAAGCGAAGAAGUGCUACAGACAACUGAAGAAACACCACAGAGCCCGAAAGACAAUGAAGCCACAGCAGCCAAGGAAAAUGAAGCAGAUGCUGAAAAGGUAGAAUCGCCACAGGACAUAAGCGACACAAUUGAAGCUAUGGAUGUGGCAGAGAUCUUGAAAUUCACAGAACUAGCAGCAGCGAAUGAAUUGCCGGAUGAAAUAAUGGAGGUGGAUACGCCUGAAGUUGUAAUGGAAACAGUUGAGGAAACUAAUACGCCUGAAGCUGUAAUGGAAACAGUUGAGGAGACUAAAGAUGCUGAAGAUGAAGCGGACAAGACUGAACUACCCCAGGCUCAAACAGAAACUGCGUCAAGCGAAACAACAGUGACUGUAGAAGUAAACACAGCAACAAAUUCAAGCGAGUCAGGCAGUAAACCCAACGAGAGCUCUGAACAAAUCGACACAAAUGAUGAUGCUGCAGUUGAAUAAAGCAUGGCGUCAUUGUAGAUUUAUAAAUAGAGAUUAAUAAACGCUUCAAUCUCGAAUGUAAUUUGUUAUUGUAGUCUUUAAUUUGACUUGUGUCAUCAACUAAUUUUGAAGAAUUGCUAAACUUCAACCUUUAGCCUUGCUAUGCUAUCAAAAUGUAUU
Drosophila busckii is the source of this 1224-nucleotide messenger RNA. RefSeq names its product dentin sialophosphoprotein-like. The annotation marks the transcript as partial. NCBI's taxonomy places the organism in Eukaryota, Metazoa, Arthropoda, Insecta, Diptera, Drosophilidae. The record is from RefSeq and is a predicted model, not a curated record. The transcript has a single exon.